Molecule: messenger RNA, 1047 nt
Organism: Fusarium falciforme
Lineage: Eukaryota; Fungi; Ascomycota; Sordariomycetes; Hypocreales; Nectriaceae
Product: ATP-dependent (S)-NAD(P)H-hydrate dehydratase
Exons: 4
Coding region: 1-1047 (348 amino acids)
Biological process (GO): metabolite repair
Molecular function (GO): ATP-dependent NAD(P)H-hydrate dehydratase activity
Source: RefSeq, a predicted model, not a curated record
AUGUCUACCAAGGACCUCAACAUGUCUGCCGCUACGAAAAAUGUCCUGGCCAAGGUGCGGCGCAUCAUCCCGCCGAUGCUGGAAUCAUUCCACAAGGGCCAGCUGGGCCGAGUGGCCGUCAUAGGAGGUAGCGAGAACUACACGGUCCUCAACCCUAGGAUAUACAACUUGGCUAACCAAUGCUCCUCACAGUCCCACGUCAUCUGCACACCCGCAGCCGCGACCGUCAUCAAGUCGUACUCGCCGAACCUCAUGGUCCAUCCUCUGAUGCGUCAGAGCCCGGCCCCGAACCCGAACCAAGACCCGGCGACCCGGGACACAUCUAAGGACCCAGACUCUGACCCAGAGCACAUAUCGGCGCAGAUCAUCGACCUGCUCCCGCGGCUGCACGUCCUCGUCGUCGGGCCCGGCCUCGGCCGUGAUCCAUUGAUGCAUGCUACCGUAGCACGCGUCAUCCGCGCGGCGCGCAAUCGAGGUACACCCGUCGUGCUGGACGCCGAUGCUCUGAUGCUGGUGCAGAAGGAUCCGGGCCUGGUGAGAGGUUACGAUGGCGCAGUGUUGACGCCCAACGUCGUCGAGUUUGGCAAGCUGUGUGAGGCGCUCAAGGUCGACGUCAGCGAGGAUGCGAGCGAGACGGCGCGGGUUGAGGCUCUAGCCAAGACGCUCGAGGGCGUAACGGUUAUUCAGAAGGGCGCCAAGGACUACAUCUCCAACGGCGAGACAACCCUUACGGUCGAUCUCCAGGGUGGCAGGAAGAGAAGCGGUGGACAGGGAGAUACCCUGACGGGAUCCAUUGCAACCUUCUUGGGGUGGAGGAAAGCAUAUCUCGACCGUCUUUGGGAUGUAGGCCAGAAUGCUCUCGGCGAGCAUGAACUGGUUGGGCUGGCAGCUUUUGGUGGUGCCGCUAUUACAAGAGAGUGCUCUCGUCUGGCCUUUGCUAAGAAGGGCCGCAGUCUCCAGGCCAGUGACUUGACUGAAGAGGUGCACGUUGCAUUCCUCAACAUCUUUGGGGAAGAAGACGAGGAGGCAGAUUCGUCGAGACUAUAG